CUGAAGGUUCAUGGAGUUAUCUUCGAAAUAUACUUGCCGCAGCUUACUUACAUGGAGUCUAUUGGACAACCUCAAAUAUAACUGAAAUGAUUAGCUUAAACACUAUUCGAUCAACCCUCCCAGAUCCCAAUUUAGAGCAAGAGCUUUAUCAAAAAGUCUGCGCCUUUCAAAUACACAUUUGUAGUUCUAAAUGUGAAGGCCCAGCUCCUUCAGGAUCUAUGUGCAAAAAAGGUUUCCCUUGCCUAUUUUCUGAAUCUACUCAUUACGAUCCUGAUAACUAUAGAUAUAUAU
Messenger RNA from Dentiscutata heterogama, 291 nucleotides. The record is from the annotation of a GenBank genome assembly. NCBI's taxonomy places the organism in Eukaryota, Fungi, Glomeromycota, Glomeromycetes, Diversisporales, Gigasporaceae.